GCUAUCACCAGAUGCUAACAACAACAAAACACGUACACUCACUCGCGCCACACAUACGGACACCCUCCCGAGCUUGUUUGAUACACAGAGACCCAUCGAGGGCUUUAAUGUAUGAUCGGUGUGACAGUGGCCAUGUCAGCAGGCCACAUAGACAGCCAGUCACCCUGUGUGAGGCAGGACCACAUUUACGCAGCGUCCUGUUCACAAUACAUACAAAAAAAACUGCCAUUAAUAAAUGACUGUCAGAAAUCCUAAGUAUCUGUUGGCUUAUGGAAGCAUGUGUGUUUCCCACCAGUGUAGGUCAGAGGCAGCUGCUGUGUUUGGCCCGAGCUCUGCUGAGGAAGACCAAAAUCCUGGUUUUGGAUGAGGCCACAGCUGCUGUGGACAUGGAGACAGACAACCUGAUCCAGUCCACCAUCCGCUCACAGUUUGACGACUGCACCGUCCUCACCAUCGCUCAUCGCCUCAACACCAUCAUGGACUACUCCAGGAUCCUGGUGUUGGACAAGGGAGAGAUGGCAGAGUUUGACACCCCUUCCAAUCUCAUUGCUCAAAGAGGAGCAUUCUACAAAAUGGCCAAGGACGCCGGGCUGGUGUGAAGCAGGAGGCUCCUCACUGUCCAGAAUCGCCUCUGAGCCACCACAGCUCCUCUGCCGUCCUGCAAUUAGGUCCUGAAAUAAAGAGGAGGGAGAUAAAGUGAGGAGUUGUUCUACACUUUGGAACAACUGUGUUUGACUAUUAAAGAAAGGGUGUUAAUGAGAACAAGGGUUUUAGUUGGACAUGUUCCAACACUGCUGGUCCUUCUAGCAUUGGUAAGCAAUACUGAAGUCAGAAGACGACAUCAAGUAUGUUGUCUUUUAAAUACAAAAUCAUAUAGUGCCAAAGACUGCAUUCAAACAUCCCAGUUGUUUUCAAAUGCAGUUGUCCCAGUUCCAUAAUAUAUAGUUAGAACAUACAACAUUUCAUCUAUAUUAAUCGUUUGGACUAUGCUGUUUUUUACAGUUACUAUUGAAGAAAUCAACUACUUUACAGUUUCAUGCUAACUGUAACUGUAAAGUUUCAUGCUAACUGUAACCUGCACUCAGUGUAACGGAUAAGGCAGACAUUAUCAUAUCAUUUCUUAUAUGAAGGAAAAUAUAAAACAUCCAAGAGCUUAUCUGUAAAGCAGGUGUCGUAGGGCACAUUAAAGUUGACUCAAAUCAAUUUAUAAUCAGUAGUGAGUGGAACUGGGACUCAGCUGAUUCUUGGACCUUAUAGCUACCAAAGCUAGCUGAAAUAGGGCAAUGCACUUGUUUCUUAUAGUUGAAUGUAACAUCAGUUGGAGUGAUUCUUCUGUGAGAGAGGAGUGUUUUGCGGUUGUCUUAUUUUCAGAGCAUCACCACAACGAUGUGGCUGUGUGAGGAGCAACACAAGGUGUGCCAACUGAUGUGUCAGAAACAAUAGUUGCGCUGAUGAUGUGACAGGAAGGGAAGGCUUGUGACAUUGAACAUCAUCGCAUAAAACACAACGCAAAAACUCUGGGAAACUUUUAGAUAGAUAACACUGACUGUUACUUUACAUCCACCACUGAUUGUAUUUAUUGUGUGUUUGUGUUUAAUCGACAACAGCUUUAAAUAUAUGUGUUCAUGCAAGUUGCUGAUAAGGUCAGAGACUUAUUUUAGGUGAAUUCUAAUGAGGUGACAUUGUACUGAAUGUACACAAAAUGAAUGUUUAUAAUCUCUUAAUGUUCAUUUUGUCGUUUUAUAUACCCAUUAUAAAUAUUUGUAUUGUGACUGACAGCAGUUUAGAAGUUGAUUCGACAGGGUUUUUUACAUUGCCAUUUUGAUGAUAGUAAGUUACUGCGUUAUUUUGACCGUUUUGAUAAGAUGCUGACAUGGAGAAAUAAAUUCCCACAGUUUAGAGUGUGCACGAGGUAGCAGUUUAAUGCUCUGAGAAGCCCUGGUUAUAGUAAAAAUAAAACAUUCAAGUUCAGGUCAAUGAAUCUUAAAAAUACACAGCAGAAGUAAUGAUGUAAGUGCAUUGAGCUACUGUACUGUAUAUUGUUUUGAUGUAUCACUAUGAAGAUGUUACUGCUUUGCACUGCUGUCAUUAAAAGAACAUUACCUUGAACAAACAAAUUCCUCCCUUCCUGAUUCCAUUUUGAAACGUGUACUACAUUUGUAUGUUAUUAACUUGCAUAACUUGCA
This is a messenger RNA of Notothenia coriiceps (black rockcod), 2186 nucleotides long. Its product is annotated as multidrug resistance-associated protein 1-like. Gene Ontology annotation, cellular component: membrane. Gene Ontology annotation, biological process: transmembrane transport. Lineage: Eukaryota; Metazoa; Chordata; Actinopteri; Perciformes; Nototheniidae. Bases 270 to 599 code for a protein of 109 amino acids. Gene Ontology annotation, molecular function: ATP binding; ATP hydrolysis activity; ATPase-coupled transmembrane transporter activity. The record is from RefSeq and is a predicted model, not a curated record. The transcript has 2 exons.